Molecule: messenger RNA, 540 nt
Organism: Monascus purpureus
Lineage: Eukaryota; Fungi; Ascomycota; Eurotiomycetes; Eurotiales; Aspergillaceae
Source: the annotation of a GenBank genome assembly
AUGAUUAAUAUUUGCCGCCUGGUUGAUACCAAGAGAUUCCUGGUGGACCUUGCAAAGUGUGCCAUCGCCCUUCGCCGCCAAAUAGGGGCAGCCGUGCACCGCGGGGUUGCGAUGCAAACUGGGCAAACACAUGCUGAUAUGCAGCCGACGGUGGCAGGACAUCUUUGCGUUGCUGCCCAGCUUGAGUCAUCGGGCCCGACGGCGAUGAUUGGCAUAGGUAUCUGGAUAAAGAAGAAAAAAUUUUCAAGUGGGUACGGCCAGCGUGUCGCAUCUGGAGGAAAUUCAGUAAAAAUUUUUAUUCCUCUGCUGCACCGUAGGAAGAGCGAUAAAUAAAGGACAAAAAUAUGGACAAAAUAAAAAUUCUGCGUUUGGCCCCGCCCAACACAGUGGGGCGACCGGGCGCGUACGGCCAAUGGUGUUCCCGCGCCACAGAAGGGCUUUAACCUGGCUGCUUAGUCGCGCGCUCGCUUGCCCCUCCAUAAAAGGCCUCCCCCUCCUCCCCUCCCACAAAUUUUUUUCUUCCCUUCCCUCUCUUGUCCG